Physella acuta is the source of this 1925-nucleotide messenger RNA. RefSeq lists its product as uncharacterized. The record is from RefSeq and is a predicted model, not a curated record. Lineage: Eukaryota; Metazoa; Mollusca; Gastropoda; Physidae.
CUGUCUCACGCUAACAUUCGUACAUGUCUUGUUCUAAGCCACUUUCUUAUACACUGGAUUUGGAUUGUAAUUUAAUAAAGAACUAUUUUUAAUUGUAGUUGUAUUGUUUUAACACCUAUCAUUACCUUACCAUUAAUAUCUAACAUUAUACAUUUGGACUUAAAAUUGAGUCGUGAAUAGCUCUUUUAUUCGAAAAUUAACAACGUUUUUGUAUUUUGUUUUUAUUUUUCUUUACUGAAUGAAUUAUCAAAAUUGUUCUGCUAAGCAGUUUAAACUGGGUAAAGUUAAUGAUUUAUAGGCUUAAGAAUCGAAUUAUUUGACAAGACUAAAUUAAAAUGAAAGUUUUUGUGAUUCUACUUUUAUUAUGCUUUAAUCGCAUAUCAGACAGCGCGUUCUGUGGACCUUCCAUGGAGUUCCACGACCACACCAAAACCUGCGUUCAGCUGGUCGAGAGGAGGCUGGACUACAAGAGUUCCAUAGACUUCUGCAGGCAGAACUUCGGUGCCGGACAAACACCUGGUCACCUGGUACACAUACUGGACAACAUGACGGACGUGUACAUCAAAGAUAUGCUCAAACGGAGAAAUGUAUUUUUAGCUUACAUCGGGUUAAACGACCUUGACACUGCGGGCUUAUAUAAGUGGGAUGGCUGCUCAAGGACGCCAUCUUAUUUCGCCUGGUACGAUAACCCACACACUCCAGUACCAGACAUGGCUGCUGUGGUUGUGUCCCCUACUGGAUGGACCGAGUGGCACCAGCACAGGGAGGAGUUCUUUAUCUGCCAGCACGAUGCAGCUGUUCCAACAGCCGAUGUGACCUGCCCAUACGCCGAGAAGGGAAGAGCUAACUUCACGUUUGAGUGCACGACUGUCAUGAACGACAACUCAAUAUUUUCAAGAAUGUACUUCUCACACAAUGGAAAGGAAAUCGUAGGUUGCGGCCCUUCUAGCUGCUCCAGUUCUUUAGGUUACAAAGGGGAACUAACUAUGAAAAACAACUCGUUGAAACUGGUUAUGAAAAUAUUGAACAUGGGUCAAAAUGACAUCGGAAACUGGACCUGUCAUGUGACAUUUAAAAGCGUUUCGUACGUGGCAGCUGACGUCUGUGAAUUUAAUUAUCUAGAGCCCGUCAGGCUGACCUCUAUGACAAUAAAAGUUGACAACGGAACGAUGUUUGAUAACAUUGUACCUACAGAGAGUAACGUCACAGUCACCUGUAACACUUCAGGAUUUCCCGUUCCUAAAAUAGAACUGUAUUAUCAAAACUAUAACGGGAAGUUGACAUUGUUACGUAAUGUGUCAGGAAGAUCCUUGGUGUACCGGCUAACCGGCAGGUGUAACGAGACCGGACGAUACAUGUGUACGGUUAACGGCGUCAACAACACGAAGAAGGAGAAGAGGUUCAAAGAUUUAAAAGUUGUGUGCACUGUCCAGCCAUGUAAUCAGCAGUUAGACGUACCAACUGUUGACGUGGUCGUCAACUCUACUGCCUCUACACGAAUGUGCUUUAGAGCCCACUAUGUUCCUACUGGUUUAGCAUUGUAUAAAGGAGCAGAGCACUCAGCUGUCCCCGGAAAUAAAUAUACGGUGGAAGUUAAUUAUAAUUACCCUAAUUGGUCACGUGGUGAGGUCAACAUUACUAUAUACGGAAUUCAGCCAGGAGAUGUGGGGGAAUAUUUUCUUUACGAGAACAACACUAAAGUGUUAAAGUUUCGAGUUCAAAUCCAAGUCGAAAUAAAGCCGUUAAAGAGCUUAAAUGUUCGCAUUAUACCCUACCUGGUGCUCAUCAGCUUAGCAGUAAUUGCGAUAAUGUUGUCUGUUGUGGUGAGAUGCAGAAAGAACUCCAAGAAACAUACUGAGAAUAUUAGAGAGAUAAUCAAUGCAUGGAAUGAUGACGCGGAUGAAAGAAGUGACGUUUUGUGGUAG